AUGGCAAAAGGAAUGGAUCCAAAUAUAAGCAGAAGGGUUUGCAUUAAACCCCAGGAAGAAGGUCAACAUCAGCCAAAAAGUCAGUCUACUUUGAGGGUGCCUGGACACAAGCCUACAGACUGGGACAAAAGAUUUUUGUUGUGGGCAGGCCAUUUCAAAAAACCAGAGGAUAUACCAGAGACUGUCUCGAUUGAUACAAUCAGAGCAGCAAAGACCACACUGCGUGUGAAGUUCAGCUAUGUGAUGAUUGCCUUGACAAUAGUGGGAUGCAUAAUCAUGGUGAUUAGAGGGAAGCAGGCUGUAAAAAGACAUGAAACUCUUACAAGCAUAAACUUAGAAAAGAAAGCACUAUGGAGAGAGGAAGCUACUCAGAGCACAUCUGCUAAACCUUAGAGGAGGAAAGGAAGAGACCAGGA
This is a messenger RNA of Nestor notabilis (Kea), 416 nucleotides long. It is a transcript of the gene FAM162A, whose product is annotated as family with sequence similarity 162, member A. Gene Ontology annotation, biological process: cellular response to hypoxia; positive regulation of release of cytochrome c from mitochondria; neuron apoptotic process. The transcript has 4 exons. Gene Ontology annotation, cellular component: mitochondrion. Lineage: Eukaryota; Metazoa; Chordata; Aves; Psittaciformes; Psittacidae. The coding region runs from base 1 to 393 and encodes 130 amino acids. The record is from RefSeq and is a predicted model, not a curated record.